AUGGCAACCGUGCAGGAAAAGGCUCGAUGCAACGUUUGGCUUGUAGAAACAAAGUCGGUGACUGUGGUGCUGCGUGAUUACAGACGCCAGUACAGGAAAGAAGUAUGGGGGUCUUCAGAUGUCAAGAUGAAUUUAUUAGAUUUGCCAGAAUUAACUGGAGUAAAGUCGAGGUUAAGGUCGAGUAGUAAUUCUACCUGGGCCAGUGGAAGCAGCAGACAAUCCAGAUCUUCACUCUUAGAAGAUGACGGUGUAGACGAAAAUAUUCCCUUGGAAGCUAGAUUUGAACCGCGCCAUCUAUACCGACUUCGGGCAUGUUUCUUUGACCCAAGUCUCCUGCCUAAGACAUCAGCUAAUCGACGCAUCACUCGUCAUCAAACUAGAAGUCCUCCACUUCCACUGGAAUCGUUUGUGUUAGCUGUUAACAGAGUUAUGGGUUCUAAGCGGUACCAGAAGACAGCAAUGUGUUUCUUUCAUCAGGUGGGAGAAUUUUCUGGUAGGGAGAACUUUAUUACCUGGGAGGAUGUACUGAACUAUUUGCAACAGCGGAUGAAGAAAGCCGAACCGUGGCUGAAACCACCUCUAAGCACGAACCAUGAAUAUAAAUACUUCCCUCAUACCCGGAAAGAACACGUGGCCAAGAUCAUCCGAAUACCGCCACCAUCAAAUGUGUACAUCGUGGUGGGCAAGCUGGGGAAUGUAGGAAUUACAGAACAGAACUUAAGACUUCAGAACCAGUACGAUCUGGAUAUCGAAGAUCGACUAAUCACGACAGACGGAGCGGCUUCUUCAAAGCGUUUCACUCCUGCUUCUGUUACCGAUGUAGUGUAUAUGGGCAGCUCGAAGUUCUUCGCUGUGUCGACGACGGGCAGUUGUAUCCAUUUUAUAGAUAUUUCAGCCAGCACACAUGUGGAAGUAUUCCGUUUAUACGGUCUUCCACAGGUGCCUUUAUGUAUGGACUACUGGUUUCGGAAAGAGGAUAACGCAGAAGCAAGACUACUGACCGGAAGUGAAAACGGAAGCGUUACCAUCUUCCUCUUUCUUCAGCCGAUGACAUCAUUAUUUUAUCGCCAAAACAUGGAAGGUGUGGAACGAGUUUUAUUUUCGGAUUUAGACAAAUACCACAGAAAAUACGUCAACAUCCGGGUAUUCGAAGGAGUUCACAAGACAUCCAUCUACCGACUCAUCUAUACUGCUGAGAAUGAGAAGAUAAUCACGUGCUCACAAGACAGUCAACGCUCUCUAGUGGUACAGGAUGUGUGGAAUAAAAACAAACCGUAUAUCUUUUCCUUAUUUAAAGGAGUAAGAUGUUUCGAUUACACUCGGCGACUCGGUGUUUUAGCUACAGGAAGUCCGGACUUUCUCGUACGAUUAUGGAACCCGUACGUGUCCAGCAGGGCGACAGCCAUCUUGAAAGGUCACGUGACGGCUGUGAUUGAUGUACGCUUCCACGAGAGUAUGGAUUUCUUGUUUUCGUACUCAAGAGACGCAGAUCUCCGAGUGUUACCAU
This is a messenger RNA of Limulus polyphemus (Atlantic horseshoe crab), 1507 nucleotides long. Its product is annotated as WD repeat-containing protein on Y chromosome-like. The record is from RefSeq and is a predicted model, not a curated record. The annotation marks the transcript as partial. Lineage: Eukaryota; Metazoa; Arthropoda; Merostomata; Xiphosura; Limulidae. The transcript is spliced from 12 exons. Gene Ontology annotation, molecular function: protein binding.